Eurytemora carolleeae is the source of this 7754-nucleotide messenger RNA. RefSeq lists its product as uncharacterized. The transcript has 19 exons. The record is from RefSeq and is a predicted model, not a curated record. Lineage: Eukaryota; Metazoa; Arthropoda; Copepoda; Calanoida; Temoridae. Bases 1009 to 7521 code for a protein of 2170 amino acids.
CCCCCCCCCCCCCCCCCCGUCUUGUUGAAUGCCUUACUAACGAUCUAUAAUACAUGUAUGGUUGUAUAUAAGUAUUCCACCUUUCUCCUUCUGUAAAAAUAAGAGGAGUAUUAUUAUUAUUAUUAAUAUUAUUGCAGAUAAUUUAACGGUUUUUUAAAUGAUAUCGUUCUCAAAUCGAUUUUUAAGAGUUCAAAUAGCUUUAUGUAAGACUUGAUACAGUUAACUAUACAUAUUGCAGUUAAAGUAUUAAUCAUCAUAUUCUUACAAUAUGCAACCUCAAAAAUCUUCUAAACCUUUUAGCCCUGUCACAGCCGCGGUGCUCGGCCCAAAGAUGGUCUUAACCUAAUCUAACCCAAAACAUCUUCAUCUGAUGGACGCAGUGCUUGGCCCAGAAAUUUUCCGAACAAGUAUCAUUUGAGGUUACAAAUUGUAUCAUUUGAGGUUACAAAUUGUAUCAUUUGAAGUUACAAAUUGUAUCAUUUGAGGUUACAAAUUGUAUCAUUUGAGGUUACAAAUUGUAUCAUUUGAGGUUACAAAUUGUAUCAUUUGAGGUUACAAAUUGUAUCUUGAUUUUAACUAAAUUGUCUAAAUCAAACGAAGGAGUACAUCAGAACAAAUUUAUGUAAAAGUGCUUGAUAUAAUAUAGUAAAUGAUCUGAAUAAACUGUCCUACACUGUGUGAUGAUAUUAUGUUAGAUAUUAUGUAAAUAGAUUCUAAUUGAAGAGUGUCUUAAAAAGAAUUUUGGUGCUGGUUAGAAUCCUUAUUUUAACAACAUGUAUAAAUGUUUUAAUUUUUAUUGUGUCUGCAUGCAUUAUAACAAUUCCUCCAAUUCUGCGUUUAGAGAAGCAUUGGGAAUCUUCAAUGCCACCUCAAGUAAACGCCGCUCUCUAUUUACGUAUGUGUUUUCAUUUAGAUUAUUUGGACAUAAUUCUUAUUGUUUUUUGAUUAAUUUCUGAUUUAGAUUAAAAGAUGAAAAUUUAGAUUUUAAUCUUUUGACAACCUGGCAAAAUGACCGGAAGCCCUGGCAAAAUGACCGGAAGCCCUGGCAAAAUGACAGGAAGUCUCGGCAAUAUGACCGGAAACAUGUUGAAAGAAAUCCAGAACCCGGACAGUACCUCCUCCAGUGGCACGACCUCCCUCCACAGUGUAAUCAUGAUCCCCCUCUCCUCCUUCCCAGCCAACUACAAGGACUUCUGGAAGUUAAAGGAGAAAAAAGACGAACUGAAAAUUAUUCAGUUUUCAAUAAAACUUCCCUCUCCAACUCCUCUACAAUCUUUCAAGAAAAGAAUUGAGGAUAACAAGGGUAAACUCCUCUACAUGAAGACCUGGGACGACGAAAAGGACGUUAACUGGGACCUGGAGGACGAACUCAAUGACAAGGAAGAGCUCCUGAGAAACCUGGAGAACCUGAACCUGUCCUCCAUCAUGGACGUUUCUUGGCCGGCCGCCAGGAAAGAAGAUGAUUAUACGCUAGAGGAAGAACAGAUUUGGACAAGUAUUCAGAAUUCAAAGAUUGAAUUCAGCCCGAGUAAGAUUGACCUGAAGAGUUCCAGACCAGGCUGGUUAACCUCGGAGAUAUAUCCUCCCGGGGAAAACCAGAUCAAGAAACUACUAUCAGAGAAUAAACUGAUCAAGGACGCCUAUGAUAAACUAUGCAUCGGAGAAAUCUACAUUGAGAACUUGGAUUCUAUGCCUUGGCCCCGAUGGUGCCGGGACCGUCCCCCAGACACAACCGACCUACUGGACAUGCUGGAGUCCGACUCCUGGACGGAGAACUACGAGCUAGAGAAUGAGCUGGAGCUGAUCGGGAAGGAGUUUGUAUUCAAGUGGGAUAUCAAAGAGGAAGAGAGGAUCAAUUAUGAUCAUCAAGAUGAGAAUGUUGGAAGGAUUGGAUCUGAGAUGGACCAGGAUUUAUUUGAUGAGGACGUUGUUCAAGCCACUCAAGACAAGCCAAGUGAAAAUGUAUCGAUGGAAGAGGGGUAUAAACCUGAGGAAGAGUUUAAAAAAGAAAAUCCAGAAAUUGAUCUUAAUUCCAAUGAUGAUCCACACCAAGAGCUGAUUUUUGAUCAGGAUCUAAAUCCGGGAAAUGAUCUUAAAACAAAAGAUGAUCUUUCCCAAGAUAUCUUUGAUCAGGAUCUAGAUCCAGAAAAUGAUCUUAAAUCCAAAGAUGAUGUUGACCAAGAUAUCUUUGAUCAGGAUCUAGAUCCAGAAAAUGAUCUUAAAUCCAAAGAUGAUGUUGACCAAGAUAUCUUUGAUCAGGAUCAAGAUCCAGGAAAUGAUCUUAAAUCCAAAGUUGAUCCUGACCAAGAGCUGAUCUUUGAUCAGGAUCAAAAUCCUGAAAUUGAUCUUAGAUCCAUAAAUGAUUCUGAUCAGGAGUUGAUCUUCGAUGAUAAAAGUUCAAAAGAGAUGGCGGAGACUCAAAGCGAAAAAGAGUGUUCUCAUGCCUUAAUCAGCUCUAUUCUUGAAGAUAUAAUACUGGAAAUUGAGCGUCAUGAAAAAUAUUUCGACGCUCAUGAGCAUGAACCUUCUAAAAAACCUUCUGAGUUUCAGCAUAUAUCACCUAACCUUGCUGAAGAAAAUUGUAAACCAAUGUCUGAAUUCAAUGAUGGACAAAAGUUUGUUUCAACUGAAAUUCUGGAAUCGGAAGAGAUUGGUUUAAAUCUGACAAAAGAUGGAGAUAUUCAAAUAAUCAUGAAAGAAGAAGAAACAGAAGAAAACAUAUCAGACUCAAACACUGGUCUGAAAGAGACAGAGUUAGUUCAGAUAUCUGAAGAUAGAAAACAACAUCCAUGCUCUGUAUCUCAGGCUCCCCCUUCAACAGUGAAGAAAAGAAUAAAGACCAGAAACUGGAAAAAAUUAAGAAAAUACAUUAAACGUCCUAGAUCAGAUCCUAAACUCUCUUCAGUUACAGGGCAGAAGUCUUUUAGACGAAGAAAUGGUUUACUAAAUCAACCAGAUCGUUCGAUAGGGAGCAACGGGGAUUCAAAUCCUUCCACCAAUUCAUCCCAGAUCAAUGGAGAUUUAUUCAGCACGACUAAUCAUCAGAAGAUUGAGGAUUUCUAUUCUGAAACCAAUAAGAUUAAAAAGGAUUGGAUCCCUACUUCAGAUCCUACCAAAGAAUGUAUUCCUACUUCAGAUCCUACCUGGGAUUGUAUUCCUACUCCAAAUCCUUCCCUUAUCAAGGAUUUUAUUCCUACUCCAGACUCUAUCAUGAUCAAGGAUUGUAUCCCUACUCCAGAUCCUACCCUGAUCAAGCAUUGUAUCCCUCCUCCGGAUCCUGCCUUGAUAAAGGAUUGUAUUCCUACUCCAGACCCUACCCUGAUCAAUGAUUCUAUCCAUACUUCAGAUCCUUCCCUGAUUAAGAAUUCUAUACUUACUCCGGAACCUACCCUGACUAUGGAUUGCAGUACCACUACUAAAGAUCCUACCAUGAUCAAGGAUUUCAUACUUAUUCCAGAUCCUACCCUGAUAAAGGAUUGUAUCCCUACACUAGACCCUACCCUGAUUAAGAAUUGUAUCCCAACUUCAGAUCCUACCCUGAUCAAGGAUUGUAUCCAUACCCCGGGCCCUGUUCUUGUUCCAACUCUGAUUAAUAAAACUCAGGAUCCUUCCAAUGCUUUUAAACUGAAACCAAAGAAGGCAAUGCUAAAGAGAUUCUUGAGUCAAAGUCAAAAUUGUGUGCCUCAGUUCACUGAUAAACCUGAAGAAACUGUAGCUGUACCUCUCCUUCAAACGUUUAAUCAAGAAAUUGCUGCUGAAAUUGUUGAUCAAAAAGUGUGUGAUAUAAAUGUAAAUUUUGUUGAACCUAUACCGGGCAGUUUGAAGCACACUAAAGAAAGUGAUAUUGAAACUACAGAAAAUGUUUUCAGUGUAAUAAAUCCACCACAAAAUGAUACCAGUAUGAUUUAUCCUUAUGAAAAUGAAUCCAGAGGGAUUCCUCCUCUUGAAAAUGGAUCCAGUGAUAAUCAAGAAAAUGGAUUACACCAAAAUAAAGUCGAAAUUUUGAAUCCCGAGAAAAAUAACACAUCUUCAGCACAAGUUGAACAUGAUAAUUUGGCUCCAGCACAAGUGGAACCUGCUAAUUUGGCUCCAGCACAAGUUGGACCUAAUUAUCUGACUCCAACACAAGUUGAACUUGAUUGCUUGACUCCAGCACAAGUGGGACCUGAUAACUUGACUCCAGCACUUGUUGAACUUGGUAACUUGACUCCAGCACAAGUUGAACUUGAUAACUUGACUUCAGCACAAGUCGAACUUGAUAACUUGACUCCAGCACAUGUUAAACUUGAUAACUUGACUCCAGCACAAGUUGAACUUGAUAACUUGACUCCAGCACAAGUUGUUGAUAACUUGACUUCAGCACAAGUUGAACUUGAUAACUUGACCUUAUUACAAGUUGAACCUGAUAACUUGACUCCAGCACAAGUUGUUGAAAACUUGACUUUAGCACAAGUUAAACUUAAUAACUUGACUCCAGCACAAGUUAAACUUCAUAACUUGACUUCAGCACAAGUUAAACAUGAAGCUCUUAAUUCAAACCAAGAUAACCCUGCUGAAAACAUGAUCCAAAAACAAGUUUUAGAUUCUAAAACUUUUAUUACUCCAGUCACACAAAUUAAAAGUAAUAACUUUACUUCAGUAAAAGCUAAUUCUGAAAACAUGACCCAAGCCCAUACUCAUGAAAAUCUGACUUCAGAUCAAUUUGAACUUGAAAACUUGGUUUUAGUCCAAGCUAAACCUCAACCUGUAGAUCUAAAUCAAGCACAAUUUGGGCCAAACACAGUGACUUCAAUCCAAAUUGAACCAGAGAAACAUAACCCAGAGCAAACUGAACCCAUCAACAUAACCUUUACUGAAACUCCCAAGGUAUCUUUAGUACCAAAUAAAUCUGCAGAAACGACUCCAGAGCAAGAUGAACCUUUAAAUAUGGUGAUUGAACAAAACAAUCAUGCAAAUAUAGUCUGUGACCCCAAGAAGGUACAUGGAGAGGAGGUCCUGGAUAAGAAACAUCAGGAUGAGAAGGUCUUAAGUGAAAAGGUCCUGGAUGAGAAGGUACUGGAUGAUAAAGUCCAAGAUAAGAAGGAUCGGGAUAAAAAGGUCCAGGAUGAAAACGUCCAGGAUGAGAAGGUCAAGGUCCUGGAUAACAAAGUCCAGGAUGAAGAAAGAAAAGAAGAGAAGAGGAAAGGAUUAUUUGAUGUCUCUAUCUGUCCUGAUAAAAACUGUAUUCCUACAAAGAGAAGAUACAGCAAACCAUCCAAUGUUUCCCCCUUGGAGGACUGGGUUCAUGAGAACCUUUUCCCGGAAGGAGUCAACAUGUUUGUGAGGGAAGAAGUUCUGCAGGAGCUCCUCUAUGAACCCAGAACAACAUAUUUUUCCAGAAGGCGAACCAAAGACAGGAUCAGAGAGGGCAAUGAAAACCCUAAAGAGGGGAUUAGAAGUAAGCUUUUGUCUAAAAUUAAAAACUUGGCAAAAUCUUCUAAUUCUGAUAAAAAGGACGGAGAAAAGUCUAAGUACUUUAAGAAGCCUGAUGAUCACAAGAAACAGCCUGAUAUUCCUGUCCAAGCUACAGUUACAGAAAACUCUCACAAAAGGAAUGAUUCACCUAUGCUGGAGAAGAAGGAGAAGGACUGUUCCUGGAUCCUGGUCCAGGAGUGGUUAACCAACAUCCCCAACCUAUUGACCAACCUGGAGAUGGAGAAGGGUUUGACCCUGGUGGUGAGGAACCAGGCGGAUUAUGAGAAUAAGAUCCAGUUCCCUGACAUCAUGCUGAGCCCCAGUGUGGGGAUAUUUAUCAUCUGUAAACCAAAGUCCAGCCCUUACACUUGUGCUAAACUAUUUUUAAUGAACUACUCCUUGUUCAAGAAGUUGUUCUUCCUGAUCCUGGAUACAUGCAUAGAUCAAUACCUGAAGGGACUAUCGGUACAAGCGUUUUCAUCAGAGCCUGGAUCUAGUUGUCGAGUCUCUACCCUGCUCUGCUCUAAGAGUGAACUCCCAAACCUAAUAUCUAAGAUCUACAGGAUGGAGGAGAUUAGCCCCAGCCUGUUGGGCAGCGAGGUGAUCACCUGCCACGAGAAGUUCCUUGUCAACAUCUGUCCAAACAUAAACCCAGUCCUAGCUCAAACAAUACUUCACAAAUAUAGUCUGCUGGAGGUGCUAACUCAAAGUGUUGAGCAGCUGGAGAAAUCAGUUCCUGAGCUGAGCAAGGAUAUGCUUAACCUUCUCAACAAGGUUCUAGAUGUUCAGCAUUAUUUGAUUCAUCAGAACCACAACAAACAUACAGGGCAACCUGCAUUUAUCCCUGCGGUAUUGAAACCAAUGGUUCCUACUGAAGAAUAUACACAGCCUGUUGGUUUUAUUGGAUCUGUUUCUUCUCAAAACUAUCUAGAUAACCUUGAUACUGAACCUCUGACCUCAAAACGGUUCAAACCAGCAACUGAUGAAGGUUCAAUUGGAUAUAUCCAACCUAGAGGAUUGGUCCGGCCGGUGCCAUUUCAUCCUGGAUAUGUUGGAUACAGAACUAGCUCGAGCCAAGAUCCUGUUGAUCACGUUCCUCGGGAAUCUGGACCUGAGAUGUACAACCACUCUCAGUUUAAACCCAACCAAUCUGAUUAUCCUGUAGACUAUAAUUUGGUAGAACCUAGACCAAGAUUAAUACAAUCAAAACCUUCAGAGCCUUUCUUUUCAGUUCAGGUUGGAGCUAAUUAUAAAUAUCAGACAUACACUCAACAAGAACCUGCCGGAUAUCAGCCAUCCGCCGGAUAUCAGCCAUCCGCCGGGUAUCCGCCAUCCACCGGAUAUCCGCCAUCCGCCAGAUAUCAGCAAUCCGCGAGAUAUCUGUCAUCCUAUGUACAUCAACCAUCUGCCGUAUAUCAGCCAUCCGUAGGGUAUAAACUUUAUGCAAAUGGACAUGCUCCGUCAAUGGUUAGUGAAACAAAUGGAAAUUCAUAUUUGGAUCCUAUUGAUUCAAUUGGAUACAAUCCAGUCCUGUCUUCCGAAAAUACUCUCUCUGGAUACAACUCACACCAAACCAGUGGAUACAAAUCUCAGCUUCCUGAUCCGAUUGGAUACACAUCUCAGAUGGCUGAUUCCAUUAGAUACCAAACUCACAACCCUAACCCCAUUGGAUACGAACCUCAGUUAUCUGAGUCCAUUGGAUACAGACCUCAGCUUCCUGAACCCAUUGGGUACAGACCUCAGCUUCCUGAACCCAUUGGGUACAGACCUCAGCUUCCUGAACCCAUUGGGUACAGACCUCAGCUUCCUGAACCCAUUGGGUACAAACCUCAGCUUCCUGAACCCAUUGGGUACAGGCCAAAGGAGUUUACCCUUCAUCAGGAUUCUGCAUCCAUGACUACUCAGUCUCCGGUAUUUGGGCCUAAUAGAUACACUCCUCAGUUUCUUGGGACAAAUAUAAACCUUCGGGAUCAAGCAAUGGGAGUGAACUCAUCAAAGUCAAAGAGCACAGAAAUAUCCUCAAAACCUCGCUCCUAUGAAUUCCGUCCACCAAUCAAGAAAAAUUGAAUGCCUGGUGGAAAUGCACGAAUUCGGAUCGUUUUUGCAAAUUUUUUAAAUUAUAAACACUUCUGUAUUAUUGCAAAUUUCUAAAUAAUAAGCGCUCCUGUAUUAUUUCUAAUUUCUAAAUAAUAAGCUCUCCUGUAUUAUUGUAAUUUCUAAUUUAUGAUAAUUCCUGUAAAAAUGUGUAAUUGUUCUAACCCUACAAUAUUGGUUCAAAAUAUAAAUUCUUAGUUGAUGAA